GCCGCGCCUGACAAGAUGGUGGCCACCAGGCGGGCGGCGGCGCGGCGCAGGGAGCAGGGGGCGCGGGCCGGGGGAGGCGGCGGCGCCUCCGGCCCCGAGUCCGCCGACGCGGCGGAGAUGGAAUCCGCUGAAAUUAGUAAUCCUGUGUCUAUGAGGAUGACUAGAAGAAGAACUAAAUCAAUUCGUAAUCCAGAGGUAAUUCAGGAGUCUCAGUUUGAAGAGUUGGAACUUGGAGAAACAAAGUCAGAUGUCAGUGAUAGCUUAGAGAUACAAAUUACUAGAAAUGAGAACACAACUGUUCAUUCAGCACUGUCAGCUGCUGAACCGCAAGCUGAUGGGGAUGUGUCAGAAACAGAAUCUGUGUCUGGUCUUCAGACACCUUUGUUUGUAAGAGUAACAAGACGACGACAAAUUGUAGUUCCUUAUCAGCCAGAUUCUUCUGACAAAAAAAGACAUGACAAGACAGCUUUUCUAAAUAAGUUAAGCAGGGUUCUGGAUGAAGAUGAUGUCUCUGAAGCUGAGUCUUGUUCCUCUGCUGUUUCUGGUGUCCAGAUGCCUAAUGUUACCAGAACUACAAGAAGCAGGCAAAGCAAAAAGCAAUUGCAGCCAGAUGCAGUUCAUGAAGCCCAGAGUGAAGAUAUUUCUGAUGCAGAGUCAUGCUGCUUAAGUUCUCGUAUGGAACCAUCCAUCACUACCAAACGAAUUACUAGGAGCAUGCAAAUGAAAUCACAAGCAGAAAAUACUAAGCAGACUGAGAAAGGAAACAGAAUUGUUUCGGAAGAUGAGAACUUAAUUGAGGACACUGUUAAAUCUGAGCCUGUAAUAAUUUCUGAUUCUAAACCUGCUACAGAACUUGUCUCUGACACAGAAGAUGCUUCCUCUGUCACUGAGGAUAGUAAAGAACCCAGUUCACCUAAAAGUAAAUGUUCUUCCAAAUCUGCCAUUACAACCCAGAGUGAAGACAUGAAAGAGGUUUUGAGUGAUGUGACACCCAGCGGUCUUACAAAAAUGAAACGAAGUAACACUGAAUCGCCUGGGAAAAAAGCCAUAAAAAAUACAGAGUCUGUUGGGGUAGAUGAUUCGGAGGAAGCAUGUAGCCAAAUACAAGAAGAACACAGCAAAAUACUCGUGAGGAAGGGGAAAUUAGAGCGUGUGGAUCUUUCUUUGACGGAUUGCAUGAGUCCCAAACAAUUUUUAGAAUCCCAAGGGCAAAUAACACCAAAUGAAAGUAAAAAUAUUCCUGAAUGCAAAAGAGCAGAUGCACAGCAGUCUUUCACCCAUGCUGAUAAAUUAAGAAAGGGUGAGCAAGCUAGUGCAGUGAGCAGCCCACAAAAGGACAUAGCUGUUGCACAAAGAACUGAUAGUGUUGGUAAAUGCAGGAUGCUUGAAGUCAGUGUGGACAGUGGUGAAGACCAAACAGGAGAAUAUGCUGAAUCUGUAUCCCACAGCAGUGAAAGAUCAAGCAGUGGAAACGAUUCUGUUGCAUUGUUUCUGAGCAAAGAUGAAAGUGAUAAAUCCGAAAACAGUGAUGUGGGAGACGUUGAUACAGUUGAAGAGAAUCUGUGUUACAAAGAGGCAGAUGAGAGGACUCCUUCCCUCAACAAAUCUUUAAAAACCAGUUCACUGCAUGCUGAGGGGCUUUUUGUAAUUGAUACUGAGCCUGGCAUGAGUUCCAACCAAAAGUAUUACCUAGAUCAGGUAGACCAGAAUAGUGAUGCUGAAAGUAAGCAUGAAGGAAGUGAGAAAGGUGAAGAAUCCUCAGAUCUGAAAGAGGCUGAAGAGGAAUUGAUAGAUGAAGAUGAGAAAGAUGACGAUGAUGACUUGUUGAAAAAUAAGAUUGACAUUUUACAUCUUUCCAGCAGCAUAGACCCUGGUUUGAAUAUCAAGAAGCUUGGAGGCUUAUAUAUUAGUUUUGAUGCAAAAAACCAGAAGCCUAGAUCGAGUGUAAUUAAACAACUGAAGGAGAAAAAGAAGGACCAGCUCUUGCAGAAGAGUAUAAUAACUCCAGAUUUUGAAAAAAAGGAAUGUGUCCCACCCUUCAGGGAAUCGCUUCACCAGCUAAAGAAGCAGCGCAGGGCAGAGCGAGAGAAAACAACAGGUGACGGUUGGUUUGGUAUGAAAGCUCCAGAAAUCACAAGUGAACUGAAAAAUGAUCUUAAAGUUUUGAAGAUGAGAGCUUCGUUGGACCCUAAGCAUUUUUAUAAGAAGAAUGAUAGAGAUGGCCUACCCAAGUAUUUCCAGGUUGGAACUGUGGUUGAUUCUCCUAUAGACUUUUACCAUAGUCGAAUCCCUAAGAAACAAAGGAAGAGAACAAUUGUUGAAGAGCUGCUUGCGGAUUCUGAGUUUAGAAGAUAUAAUAAAAAGAAGUAUCAGGAGAUCAUGAGUGAAAAAGCAGCUUUUGCAGCAGGGAAGAGGAAUCGGAAGAAGAAGAAAUUUCACAAUUAAGACUUGAAGAAAAAUAACAAGCUGGAACAACUUACUUGUUAUAAAACAUUUUACAGAAUGCUUCGGUUGUGGUGUUUUUUUCUUUUUUAAGAUUGCAGGUCAUGUGCAAAUUACUGUUUAGGGAAUUUGUUGCAGUGAGAAUUUGAUAGGGAGCUUUAUCAAAUUGUCAGGUAUCUAAAUAAUUUAGAUUUUAAAAAUAAUUUUUAUUUAAAUUAAAGUUUAUGUAAAAAGAUAAUGAUAUGAAAGCUUAUUGUUAAAUCUGAGCACAAAAUCCAACUUGGAUUGUGGUCUUUUCAGGCUUCAGUUUUUAUAUCAGUGAAUUAGUGAGUUCAGUUUAAAGUUGUGUGUAAUUCACCUUGGCACCCGUUACGUACCAGAACAAAUUUUUCCAUGUCUUGUCAA
Messenger RNA from Aquila chrysaetos chrysaetos, 2847 nucleotides. It is a transcript of the gene DNTTIP2, whose product is annotated as deoxynucleotidyltransferase terminal interacting protein 2. The coding region runs from base 16 to 2445 and encodes 809 amino acids. The transcript is spliced from 7 exons. NCBI's taxonomy places the organism in Eukaryota, Metazoa, Chordata, Aves, Accipitriformes, Accipitridae. Gene Ontology annotation, biological process: RNA processing. Gene Ontology annotation, cellular component: nucleolus. Gene Ontology annotation, molecular function: RNA binding. The record is from RefSeq and is a predicted model, not a curated record.